Momordica charantia (bitter melon) is the source of this 1599-nucleotide messenger RNA. Its product is annotated as Pseudouridine synthase family protein. Gene Ontology annotation, biological process: enzyme-directed rRNA pseudouridine synthesis. The record is from RefSeq and is a predicted model, not a curated record. Gene Ontology annotation, molecular function: RNA binding; pseudouridine synthase activity. Lineage: Eukaryota; Viridiplantae; Streptophyta; Magnoliopsida; Cucurbitales; Cucurbitaceae.
GAUUUGACUGAGUCAAGAAAUUGUUGAAAUUAUUUUUUCCCUCUAGUCUCCUCUUCAAGACAACGCUACUUCCCGCUCUCGAUUUUCGCACUGAAUUUCAAGGACCAGUGGCCCGGAAUCCAUUGUUGUCCGCAAUAGUUUCUCGGUUUUCACAUUCAAGAUCAAUCCGUACAAUGCUCGGAACGUCUUCUCCAGUUAUCGGAGUUCCAUGGCCCGAUCUCAACGACGGUUUGUUCUACAACGAUGUCGUUAAACCCUCCGACUCCGGGAAGGCUUUGAUCGAGUUCUAUUCUAGCAAAUAUAAGAGCUCGGCUCCAUUGGAGGGCUGGUUGCAGCGAAUUCAGAACGAACAGAUAACAAUCGAUGGUCAAAUUAUCACAGAUCCUGAAACAAUUCUCAGGAUUGGUUCAGAAGUAGUCUAUCGUCGACUUCCGUGGAAAGAACCGGAUACUCCAUAUUUACUGGAGGUUUUAUACGAGGACGAUGAAAUGAUUGCUUUAAAUAAACCGUCUGGCUUGCAAGUAUUACCUGGCGGUGUUUUCCAGCAACGGACAAUUCUGACGCAGCUUCAAUGGUGGUCAAGAAAGCAGAGUUCCUCCGUCUCAGAAGGGUCGCAUCCAGUUCCUGUUCAUCGCCUAGGAAGGGGGACCUCAGGAAUAUUGCUAUGUGCAAAAACAAGGCUCGCUAGAACACAACUUGCUGCAUAUUUUGCUGAUGGAGCCUUUUGUAUCGGGAGAAACAGAAACACCAGUAUGGUGGAAGGUACGAAGAGGAAAAUUUCAAAGAUAUACCGUGCACUUGUAACUGGAAUAGUUCAUGAUGAUGAGGUGAGCAUUGACCAGCCAAUUGGAAGGAUCCAUUAUCCAGGGGUUGCUCAGGGCUUGUAUGUUGCCACUUCCUCAGGGAAACCAGCUUUCAGUAAAGUCGAUGUUCUUGAGAGAGAUGAACAAGGCAAUAACACUUUGGUCCAGGUAGAAAUUCAGUCUGGACGACCCCACCAAAUCCGCAUACACCUUUCUUCAAUAGGACAUCCUCUAUUGGGUGAUCCUCUCUAUGUUGCUGGCGGGCAACCAAACUGUCUUCAUUCUGACUCAGUAAAUCAGAGUUUUGCAGAAGACGGAGGAUACCAGAGGCCUACGAAACCUGUGCCUGGAGAUUGUGGCUACUACUUGCAUGCACAUCAGUUGGUCCUUGAUCACCCGAGAACCAAUGAGGCUGUCAAAAUCAUCGCGCCACUUCCUCCGAUCCUCCGGACACAUGGAGAGGCUGAAGAGUGAAGAUGCCAGAAAUAGGGUGGAUGGAUGGAUUAGACCCAGAACCAUACCCAUAACCAGGACCAGGAUGGAUGUUAGAAAAGAAAUUAAGCUUCUUUUUGGAAAUUAGAAUAAAAAUAUAAUUUAGUCGUGUAAUUAAAAAAGAAAAAGGUCAUUUGAAGAAGUGCUUGGUUAUUCGCAUGCUGGAUUUUGAUUUUGAUCCAAACCAUAGACCAACUAGCAGUGGUGUAUGAAACUGGUGGAAAAAUAAUUUUUUUUUUUUUUUUUUAAUCUUCCUACAAGAGACGGCAAUGAGAACCGUCAAAUUCUACUAUCAUUCAUUUGA